Messenger RNA from Schistocerca americana (American grasshopper), 3308 nucleotides. RefSeq lists its product as uncharacterized. NCBI's taxonomy places the organism in Eukaryota, Metazoa, Arthropoda, Insecta, Orthoptera, Acrididae. The record is from RefSeq and is a predicted model, not a curated record. Gene Ontology annotation, molecular function: zinc ion binding. The transcript is spliced from 5 exons. The coding region runs from base 9 to 2282 and encodes 757 amino acids.
ACCGACAUAUGAGGAUGAAGCAUCGCAAGAAUAUUUAUGUACAGCCUAGGAAAGAAAUAUGUAAUAUCUGCGACAAGUUGGUAACAGACGUAAACAAACACAUGAAGAGACACAAUUUCGCGUCUGGAAAGAUGACAUGUACCGAGUGCAAUACAUUUAGAUGCUCUCGGAGGCAAGAACUGAUACACCAUUUGGAGUGUGUUCACCAACAGAAAAUGGAGUGCAAGGAAAUGACAUUUAAUUCUGUGGAAGAGUUCUUUCUGUGGAAGGAACAGAUGGAAGCUGAAGAGAAGGUUUCCUUCAUAAGACCAAGGGGAAAACAGAAAUGUGAUUAUUUUGUUUGCCACCGUUCUGGAUAUGUUGACAAAACAGCUUCAGGCAGAAGGUUAAGGGAACCUUCAAUCAAAAUUGGCGGCACGUGCCCUGCCUGUUUGGUAGUAAAAAAUGUGUCAUCUAACAUGGUUAAUGUCAAGUUCUACAGGACACACACAGGACACAGUCUCUCUGUGGGUAGCCUACAUCUGACCACAGCUGACAGGGCAAUGGUUGCUGAAUUAAUUGCACAAGGUGUUCCUGAUACUACAAUUUUGAAGAAAGUGAGAGAGAGCAUUCAAGUUGGACUCUUCAGAAGAGUUCAUCUUUUAAGCAAACAAGAUAUUAGAAAUAUUAGGAAAGAAUACAAGCUGGACGAUAGUAGUGCACACCAAGAUGAUGCAACCAGUGUUGAUCUGUGGGUGAGACAACAAGAGCGCCUAGGGAAAGAUUCCCCGGUGAUUUAUUACAAAGCCCAAGGCACUGAGGAUAAUGGAAACAAAUUAUCAGAAAGUGACUUUAUGAUAGUCCUUAUGACUGAGUAUCAGCAGAAAAUGGCAAAAAAAUUCUGUGCGGAAAAAGUUUUGAUAGACAGCACACAUGGCACUAAUAAGUAUAAAUUUUAUCUGACCACACUGUUGACCGUGGAUGAAUUUGGUGCUGGAUGUCCAGUUUCUUAUUGCCUCAGUACACAUACUGACACAAGGUCCAUGCAAGUUUUCUUUGAGCAGAUUAAAAAAUGUAUUGGAAACAUCAAAACAAAGGUAUUCAUGUCUGAUGACUGUGACUGCUACUACAGUGCCUGGAGUGUAGUUAUGGGCCAUAGUGAACAUAGGUUGUUAUGUACCUGGCACGUUGAUCGGGCAUGGAGACGGAAUAUAUGUGCAAAAGUAAAUGGGAAUGCAAUGCUGAAGAGUACUGUAUACAAAGCUCUGAAAACUUUGCACUUACAGACAGAUAGAGAGAAAUUCUCAGAGCUGCUGGAUGGCUUUCUUACUUGGUGUGCAGAGGAGGAAGGAACUGAGGAGUUUGGCAAGUACUUUAAAGAUAGAUAUUCAUGGAGGGCACAUAUGUGGGCAUACAGCUACAGAAUUGGACUUGGCCUUAAUACAAAUAUGUUCUUAGAAGCAAACCAUAAAACUCUUAAAUACUCAUACUUACUGAAGAAAAUAAAUAACAGAGUAGAUAAAUGUAUCCAGGCCCUGUUGCACAGAACGAGGGACUCACUUUUUCAAAGAUUAAUAAGGCUUUGUAAGGGGACAGAGAGAACUACACGCAGUGCUGAAAUAAGUAAGAGUCACAGAAGAGGUUGUGGUAUCAAUAAGGAACUGAUACACUGUGUUGAAGAUGGCACAUGGCAUGUAUACACCGUUUCUGAUCGGCCCCCAUAUACUGUCACCUAUACAGAGAACUCUUGCACUGCAUGCCCAUUGUCCUGUACUGAGUGCAAGAUCUGUGUGCACAGUUGUGUGUGUUCUUGCACAGACAAUUUGAUCAAGGGUAACCUCUGUGAACACAUUCAUGCAGUGGAAAUCAGCAAAGGAACUGUAAAGCUCCCUAUGCAAGACAGGUUCUGCAGAGAGUCAUCUGUGCAGGAGUUAACACAAAUAGUUGCUCAGCAGACUUCAGGUGCUGGCAGCACUGUUGACUACAGAGCUGCUUUGGAAGACAGGCUGACUAUUGUGCAACAAUUAGCAAGAAGUGCUAACAGUGAAACUGCUGGCUCUCUCCUUGUGUCAUUUGAUAAAUUAAUUAAAGAAAUGAGGGCAGGCAUUGCAUCGCAAAAAGAACUCGUUGGUCCACAUUUUCCAGUAACUUCAGCUCCACCAAAUGAGACAUGCAGGAUUCAGAGACAGUUCCAAUCAGUAAGGAAGACAUGUGAAAAGAAGGAACAUUCAUUUGCAACACCAUCCUGUGCAGAAAUUGAGACGAUUAUACAAGACCUCUUGGGAAGUGGAAACAGUAGCUGAGACCAUGUAUAUGCAAAAGACAAGUAAGGAAACCAUCCAGUAGCUCUGAGAUUUUUUUUUGUGUGUGCUUGGAUGUGCAGGUUUUUCAGCACAGUGUACACAGUACUCUUCAACAUUGAAUUGCCAUUUAUGUUUUGCGCAUGUCCUCUGACUCCACUUCUGGCCAGCAUGCAAGGCACACAACCUGUGGUCAGUAUAAACCACAACUACACUCUCCUGGAAUUGUAGUAGCUGUCACAAUCACCAAACUGUAUUGAUAAAAGCUUUGAUGAUGAGACUGUCGUCUUGUGUUUGGUGUUUCUAGUAAACUUUUGUAUCUGAUCUAAGAAAAACCUGCAUAGACGACGCUUAGUGUGUGUGUAGUGAGGCAGUAAAUAACGGGAUCUUGCACCUGAUUCAUCCACAGUCAACAGUGGUGUUACACAGCACAUUUGCACUAAUAGGUAUAAUUUCUUCUCAAGAUUGUAGCAUUAGAACACCAUAUGCAAUUAACUCGGGAAAAUUUGCUCUUUCAGCUGUAGGCUACCAACAGAGAGAUUGUGCUUUGUGCAUGCUAUAUAGAACUUUACACUAACCAUGCCAUAUUACAUCCUGUAAAACUAUGAAAGAGGCACCACAGCUGUGACCAUAUUCUGAAUGGGAUUGCCCUUUACCUUUUGACUGAGCUGCUCAUUACAUUACAUUAAAUUAAUACUUAUUCCAUAGUUCAUGAAUACUACAUUUAAUAGUGGAAUGUUAUUGUUACACAGUUUUUUUUACAAUUACUACUUCAUAUGCAAAAAUCAUAACUAAAAAUUCAAAUGUUGUUUGGCUAUCAGACUUUUAAUGCUAUUAGGUAAAUGAACAAAGAUUUUUGUGGCAGUGUAAUUCACCCCUUUUCAUCCCAAAGUCAGAUAUAACCCACAAUAGUGAAGAUCAUACUUUAUUUUACUGUUAUAGCUAUGCACUUUGCUGUUAUUUUUGAAUUGGGAUGAAUUAUUAACAACAAAAAAGUUCAUAAGUGAAUAUUUGUUUAGUGAAGGUUCU